AUGAAGUUUACAACCGUGCUCGCCUUUGCCCUCCCGGCACUCACAUAUGCCUUCCCGGCCAUGAUGGGUGCUUCGUCGAGGGCUGAUCUGGAAGACGCCUUGAGGGAACAGCUCAAGCGCGAAGCCGCUGCUGAACCUGAGCCUCAAAUCACCAAUGUUAUUGGUAACUUGGUCGGCUCCCUGGGUGACACUGUUGGUGGACUCCUCAACUCCGUCGGCAACGCACUCGUUGUAGCGAGCAACAAGCGACCUGAACCUGGUUACACAUUCAAGGCACCGGGUCCCGGCGACUCUCGUGGUCCUUGCCCAGGCCUGAACUUGCUUGCUAAUUACGGAUACCUGCCUCGCAACGGUUUUGUCAACUUCGGUCAGGUCUUGGAUGCUACUUCCAGGGGUUUCAACAUGGGUACGGACCUUGCAACGGUCCUUGCCACCUUCGCUGUGCUGGCGAACGGUGAUAUCGAUACCCAGUCUUUCUACCUGGGAUCUGGGAAGAACGGCGUUGGCGGCCUGAACAGACACUCUACCGUCGAAGCCGAUGUUUCUCCCACUCGUGAGGACUACUACAAUGGCUGCGGUGACAACCACCACUUGUCAUCCCGUCUUGUAAAGCAGUUGGUCAAGUACGUCGACCAGGACCCCAAGAAAGAGUUCUCAAUGGACGCUAUGGGAAAGCAGUAUGCCGAGACCGCUGGCUUUUCCAAGAACAACAACCCUUUCCUGUACUACUUCCCCUUCCCCCAGAUCGUCUCUGUGGGUGCUUUCGCCUUCUACCCCAACUUCUUCUCCAACGGUACCUACGGUGCUGGUGGCGUUGCUAACGCCAAAUCCAUUUUGAGCAUCAUCGGUGCCAGCUUCGACAAGUCGACAGGCGAGUUUACCUAUGUCCCCGAGAGGUGGCCCGAGAACUGGUACCGCCGCGCCACUCCUUACGGCGCCGUCAACACACUCACUGACGGGUUUUUGAAAAUCUACCCCCGCAACAUCAUUGUGCCCGGAGUCGCUCAGUUUGGCACUGCGAACUUAAAUGCCCAGACUAUUCUUUGCGAUUUUUACCAGGGCAUCAACUCCAUUACUCCCCUCGUUAUUGGUGGCACUGAAGAGCGAGUUGCUAAGGGUAUUAGCUGGGCUUUGAGCGUACUUGUGCCUGCGUUCGGCGGCACUGCUGCUGGCUGCCCUGACAAUGUUAUCGCCCCCAACUUCCUAUAUCCUCAGUCCCAGACCCAAGGCGGGCCUACCACCCCUCCUCCAGUCAAGGCUGACGGUAAUACUGGUGACAACGUCUACAACAAGGUCUACUUCAAGACCGCCCCUACCAAUCCUACCUGCAAGACUUAA
This is a messenger RNA of Ascochyta rabiei, 1338 nucleotides long. RefSeq lists its product as uncharacterized. Bases 1 to 1338 code for a protein of 445 amino acids. The record is from RefSeq and is a predicted model, not a curated record. The transcript is spliced from 2 exons. Gene Ontology annotation, molecular function: peroxidase activity. NCBI's taxonomy places the organism in Eukaryota, Fungi, Ascomycota, Dothideomycetes, Pleosporales, Didymellaceae.